Molecule: messenger RNA, 568 nt
Organism: Topomyia yanbarensis
Lineage: Eukaryota; Metazoa; Arthropoda; Insecta; Diptera; Culicidae
Product: tubulin alpha chain-like
Exons: 3
Coding region: 155-547 (130 amino acids)
Biological process (GO): microtubule-based process
Cellular component (GO): microtubule
Molecular function (GO): structural constituent of cytoskeleton; GTP binding
Source: RefSeq, a predicted model, not a curated record
UCUUUCCUCCGGCAGAGUUUUAGCAAUCGCGAAACCAUCUCGGUUCACGUUGGUCAGGCCGGAAUCCAGCUCGGAAAUUCGGCGUGGGAAUUGUACCUGCUGGAGCACAAGAUUGGAUUGGACGGAAAGUUGCAGGAAGUCGAACCGAACAACGAUGAUGGGACCAGUUUUUGUGGGACGUUCUUUCAGAAAACGUCCGCCGAUCGAUACGUUCAACGAGCGGUUCUGGUCGACACGGAACCGACGGUUGUGGAUCAGCAUUAACCGUUUCGGACCUUACGUCACAACUAUUCGAACAGGACACUCAGUUGAUUUCCCACAAAUUGGUAUCAAUCAGAAAUGCCCAGCCAUGAUUCCGGACGGUGAUUUGGCGUCUAUACAUCGAGGGGUUUCGAUGCUUGCUUCGAACACGGCAAUUUCGGAAGCGUGGCAAAAAUUGAACUACAAGUUCGAUUUGAUGUACCGCAAGAAAGCAUUCGUACACUGCAGUGGCGUAGCCAAGGGGGGGUUUUGGGGGUUAAAACCCCCUCCAAACCAAAAUAUUUGAAUUGAAGAAAAAAAGUUUGAU